AUGGGAAAGCUAAGGUUUCAGUUCUACCUGUUUCAUAAGCCACUAUUUAGUUGGAAAGGUUCUUAUGUGGUGACACAGGUUUGUGCAGAAAAGAAAGUUUCAUUUGAUAAUGGGUUAGAUGGAUCUGUUGCUGAAGACUGCUAUUUUGCAAUGAAAGCUUAUAUGGAGGGCUAUACUUUUAACUUUAUUGAGGGAGAAAUGUGGGAGAAAUCACCUUUUACACUCUGGGACUUUAUGCAGCAAAGGAAGCGCUGGAUUCAAGGUAAAAAGCACAAAUUUUAUAUAGUCAAUAAGGAAGUCAAGAUCCCUGUGACUGUU
Molecule: messenger RNA, 318 nt
Organism: Iphiclides podalirius (scarce swallowtail)
Lineage: Eukaryota; Metazoa; Arthropoda; Insecta; Lepidoptera; Papilionidae
Source: the annotation of a GenBank genome assembly